Messenger RNA from Capsaspora owczarzaki ATCC 30864, 2878 nucleotides. RefSeq lists its product as hypothetical. The record is from RefSeq and is a predicted model, not a curated record. The transcript is spliced from 5 exons. Gene Ontology annotation, cellular component: membrane. The coding region runs from base 23 to 2668 and encodes 881 amino acids. Lineage: Eukaryota; Filasterea; Ministeriida; Capsasporidae.
GAACACCCCCUCCUCUAGUCUCAUGAAGCUCUCAUCAAGCGGUCUGGCGGCGGCGCUCGCACUGGUGCUGCUGGCACAUUCCGCCGCGGCUGUGGUUCUGCCCGUCAAUGUCACCUUUGAGCCGCUUCCUGCGGCCAACUACACGCCAACGAAGAGCCUGGAAAGCGUGAACGAACUCAACAAUGCAGGCUUGCGGGGCUCGGUCAACUUUGCGCGCUCGAUGGUGCGGACCGCGGUCGGCACCUUCAGCAUGACGUUCGUGCAGCAGCAAAUCCAGGCCGAGCAGAACGGCAACGGCGUGGACUCGGAUGCGGUCAAGGACGAGGCCAUCUCGUUCUUCACGCCGGCAGCCAUUGUGAUUGGCCUCGGUGUUGUCUGCGCCAUCAUUGUGCCCAUUGUGGGCCUGUUCUUUUGCUGCUGCCGUUGCUGCGGCAACUGCGGCGCUCGUCCGCUCCAGAAGAACAACACGCGCAAAUGCCGCAACUGGCUCAUCUUCUUCCUGCUCGUGUCCAUCCUGUUUGUCUUUGCCGGCAUGGUCUUGGCGUUUGUGAGCAACAAGCGCUUCUCCCAGUCGCUGGAUGUUGCCAGCGAGGCAGGCCACAAUGGCGUCGACAAUGUGGGCAUCUUUUUGAACAACACCAUUGCCGAGGCCGAGCAGCUGAUCAACAACUUUGACGCCUAUGUCGACGAAGCGCGCAAUCUGAUCAACCUCGUGGAUGACCAAGUCGGCGCGCUCGUGCAGGACGACAUUGCGCCCACCGUUUACAGCAUGCUUGAUGUUCUUGUGCAAAUGGAUCAGAGCAUCAAUGCGACAUACACGCUCGUCGACGAGGUCCACACCGAGCUGGACGACAUUCUCAGCCAAGCCAGCGCCAUCAACGAGACUCUGGCGUGGAUGCAAAGCGCGACGAACGAUAUGAUCACUGCAUGCCAGGCACUGACGUCCCCGCCGCCGGAUUGCGCGAUCGUUGCGGCCUCGGUUUUCGGCCAAGCCUUUGAUUUCUCCUCCAUCACCGACCUCUCGAUCGAGCUUGCUGCCAUGACUGCAGUGUACGACCAGCACAUUAACCAGUUUAUUUCGACGGCCAACAGCUCGUUCAACGACCUCGCCACCGACGUUCAAGACCAAAUCGAUGUCUACCGCACCGACGCCAUCCAGGCCAUUGACGACAUUUCCGCGACCAUCCACGACAACAUUGAUGAUGCGCGUGACACGGUCAACACUGUCAUUACAGACCAAGUCGAUGCCCCCGCGCGCCACGAGAGCAUUGAUGACGCGAUGGAUACUGCAGAAACCUACGACAAGUACCGCUACCAGGGCGGUGUUGCGCUGUGCUGCAUGAUUCUGAUUGUGGUCGUGCUGGCGUCCAUUGGCCUGCUCAUGGGCGUUCUUUCGAACGACGCCGCUGCACUCCCGUGCGAUCGCAGUGGUACUUCCAACGCUGCUGGCAACUUUUUGAUGGCGUCCGUCGUCUUUGCCUUUAUUUUCAUUUUCUUCAUGUUCCUCUUUGCGGCCAUUGGAUUCCUUCUGUCUAGCGGUGUGCAUACUGUUUGCGAUCCGAUCACCGAGGGCACCAUUUAUUCGCAAGUUCUCGACGUCGACAGCACCUGGUCGAACAGUGAGCACCCGCUGUGCAAGCUGGCCAACAUUUCCACCGUCCCUUGCCCCCUGACCUUUGCUGGUGUUCUUCACGCGUGCGAACACAACGAAGCAGCCUACACCGCUCUGCAUCUCAGCUCCCUUAUCGACAUUCAGGAACUCACUGACGUUGACAGCUACUUUAACAUUUCCGACUUUUCCGCGAGCGUGAACAUUGACAAUAUUGUCAUCUUUGACCAGGCCACUGAAGACUUGUUGCUUGAUUUCGCCAACUCGGGCUUGGUUCAGGUGGACUAUGAGCUGUACGAGAACAUGGUUGCCAACCCUGGCCUGUCCUUCAACCCUACCACCGUCACAAAUGACCUCGACCAGCUUCAGAGUGAAUUGAACCCGGUGGUUCCCGAAGAACUUGCCGUCUCCAACAUGAUUGACGCGAUCAAGGCCAACAUCACCGCUGUUAACGCGAUGGCGAGCAAUUUGCAAACUUCCAUCACGACUUACGAUCUUGCAACCGACUUGUCCUCACUCAACGAGACCGCCUCCAAUUUGACGGUUGCGGUUACCGCUGCCAUUGAUAUUGCCGAGGUCACCGUCAACGAUUUGACAAGCACUUUCCAGACGUUCAUCAACAAUACUGUGGGCGAUCUGAUUGAUACCGCAACGUUCUUGAUCCACGAUUUCCGUGACAAUGCCGUUGACCAAAUCGAGAAUGUUAUUGGCGGCUGUGCACCAGCGUACGCCGUGUACGAUGCAGUCAUGUCUGCAACCUGCGAUUACGCUCUCGCCACAAUGGACGGAUUCAUGUUUGCCAUGGGCUUGUGCUCCACAUUCAGCAUUCCGUUGAUCAUUUUUGCCGUUCGUCUCGCGAAAUACUUCCGCAAGAUGGACUCGCAGUACUACGUGAAUGCCCCGCAUCGCGACGACUACGACAUUGGCAUGGUGACGACUUCGGUGAGCAUCACGUCGCACGCAGCGCCCUCCAGCUACAACAACGACUUUUUGUACUCCAACUCAAGCGAUCAAGAUUACAACUCAUCAUCGUCCGAGAAGCCCCCUGCAUAUUACUAAACCGCGGUCGUUUUGACCGCUUUUUCAAGCGAGUUUGAGGCGCGCCAUAGCGUUCAAUUUUUAGGUGGCUUAUUUUGUUGUGUGUUUGUACGUUUUUUUUUUUUUUUUUUCGCAUGUUCGCUUUUUUUAAGGUGGUCCAAACCGGUUCCAUUUAGCUUGUUUGACGUGAUUUCUUGUAUGAUACAUUCAGUUGUCCAUGUUGAUGCAUAG